UCUCGAAGCUUUCAGUUUAGUCUAGCUGUGGAAGAAAUCAGACGCAGUGUCAUUCCAGCUUCUCUAAAAGAAAACCAGACCAAAGAUGAAGGUUGUUGCACUUCUAGCAGCCCUGAUGGCUGUCUGCCUGGCAGAGCAGGACGACAGACACAAUCCACCCAAGGUUUUGGUGUACAGCCGUGACCCAGGACAGUUUGGGAAGGAAAACAUCCUGAUCUGUCGUGCGAGCGACUUCCACCCCCCAGACAUCACCAUCGUUCUCACUAGGAAUGGAGUGGCGAUCCCCAACGCCAACCAGACUGACCUGGCCUUCAAGAAGGACUGGCGCUUCCAUCUGACCACCAGCGUGAAGUUCACACCUGUCAGUGGAGAAGAGUACAACUGCAAGGUCACUCAUGGGAAAAUCACUAACCAUUAUGCCUGGGAGUCAAACAUGUAACUGUCAGCAGAGGCACCGAUUGACUGCUGCCAGAUGUUUUGGCCCCGCCUACAGCAGCAUAUCUUCGUCUUCCCAUCUCCAAUCAACAUGAUCACAGUUUUUUCAUGACUACCUUGCUUUUUUUUCACAAAACAUAACUAUCAAUAACAUAUUAAUAAGGGGCGGGCUGAAAAAAAACGUAUGGACUCGGGGCAUUUAGUCGUAAUUUUGAAGUGUGUUGGCUUAGAUAAGUUGAAAAUGAUAUGUUUAUAUAAAACUGGAGUGAUUAAAUGAUUCUUUUUGUUCAUUUUGUAAUAUUUGUUUCUGUACACAAACUACUCUGCUGUAUUGACUCUUUCUUCUACAUAAAUGAGGCGAUAAAAUUCUAAUUGGUCAUAUUAAUAGAACAUGAAUGGGCUGUUCUUUCUGGACUAGAUGCUGGGUCCAAUCUCUUGAUUUGAUAUGUUAUUUGUGAAUGCCCUCUUCUCAAUAAAGGCCUCUUGAAAAUGUA
Centropristis striata (black sea bass) is the source of this 929-nucleotide messenger RNA. RefSeq names its product beta-2-microglobulin-like. Lineage: Eukaryota; Metazoa; Chordata; Actinopteri; Perciformes; Serranidae. The transcript has 4 exons. The record is from RefSeq and is a predicted model, not a curated record. Bases 86 to 439 code for a protein of 117 amino acids. Gene Ontology annotation, biological process: antigen processing and presentation of exogenous peptide antigen via MHC class II; immunoglobulin production involved in immunoglobulin-mediated immune response; peptide antigen assembly with MHC class II protein complex. Gene Ontology annotation, cellular component: MHC class II protein complex. Gene Ontology annotation, molecular function: MHC class II protein complex binding.